ACUAAUUACGAGGAAAAACUAAAAACUAAAUUAAGAGGAAUAAUUUGCGAACUUUUUCAUAUGUCUCCUUAAAAUUAGGCUCUCCGCUUUUUUUCUAUGUGUGUUUUGUCCUAGAAAAACGUGUGUAUAAAAAGUUUAAUUUUUUUUCAAUAGAUUGAAGGAUGUCCUUGUCGUACUCUAUUGCUCUCCUUGUCUGGCGUCACUAGACAGGGGAGAGUAACAGCGUGCGACAAGGACAGAUAUAUAUGUGCGGUAGACAAGGAGAGCGAUAGCGUGCGACAAGGACAGCCAUACAUGCGCGGUAAAUAAGGAGGGCGAUAGCGUGGAACAAGGACAGACAUAUUCGCGCUGUAGACAAGGAGAGUGACAGUGUAUGACAAGGACAGAUAUAUAUUCGCGCGCUAGACGAUAAGGACAUUGCGGUAAGGAUAACAAUAUAAAUUAGUUCCGGCACUUAUCCUAGGGAUGAUCUACACGGUGCAUGCUUAAAGCUGCGGACACAAUGCACCACCUGCCAGUCGUAAACUAUCAGUGGGGUGCCCAUAUGGACGUACCUAUGGAAGCGAGUUGCCAUAUGAAGAUCGAUCGAUUUAAAUAAAAAAAAGUUGAGAAAUUGUAUACGAUAAAAUGUUACGUUCAAGGUCUCAAAGCAGCAUUUGGGAACAGGAAGCAAAGUUUGUACAAGACCGAAUAUCUAACGUAGAGAAACAUUUUGCAGAAUUAUGCACGACAUUUGCUGCAUAUACAAGAAAAGCCGCAAGAUUGCGCGAUAAAGGAGAUGAAAUAGCAAAAAUUAUUCAAAUUUACGCACAAUCGGAAACAAUAAAUCAAUCAUUAUCUAAUGGACUGACAAAUUUUUCUGCGACUUUGUCAGUAAUAGGUGAUUAUAGAGACGCCAAAGUGCAAAGAUUUGAUGCCAAAAUAAUUUCCCCACUUUCUCAAUACGCGACAAUUUGCAAACAUGCUCGUGAUGACGUAAAAAAUACAUUUACAGCACGCGAUAAGGAGUUAACAAGAAAAAGGCAUCUAGACAGACUUCGAGAACGAAAUCCUAGAAAUAGACAGAUGAUUUCUCAAGCCGAAUCGGAACUAAUGAAAGCUUCUGUUGAAGUUUCAAGAGUUGUUAAAGGUUUAGAAGAGCAAAUCGAUGCAUUCGAAAAGCGGAAAUUACAUGAUCUGAAAACUGUACUUCUAGAUUUUAUUAUCAUUGAAUUAAGUUUUCACGCCAAAGCUCUAGAAUUACUAACAAAAGGUUACCAAGAUAUUGCAGAAAUCAAUGAAGUUAAAGAUUUAGAGGAAUUUCGUGAAAUAAUGCAUGUACCCGAUUCUAUUGCAAGAUUGUCCACUGUUGGACGAACUUUGUUUCGGCAAUCUUAUUCUCUUACCAAUUUGGCGAAUCGUUUUAUGCCUUCACCCGCAAAUUCACAGAAAUUAGCUAACCAUACAAUUGAAUCUACAUCUAUUGAUUCUGCAAAGUCAAGUUUAAAAACGAACUCUUCAGAAUCUGUACAGAUUGAGGAAUUUAGAGAGAGUUCGGAAGAAACUGAAUCUGAAUCUACUAAAGAAAAACCUGUGAGAACCAGGCAUAAAUCUAUGUAAUUGUAAAUAAUCUAUUGUUUCAACAAUAUUUUGUACAAUUCUAGAUUGAACUGCAAAGUAAUUCUGGACAUAAGGAUUCAAUACGAUUUAUAGUUAAAGCAAUACCACCGAUUCCUACAUAUCAAAAGUUUUUAACAAUGCCUAUAAUGAUCAAGCAUGAUUGAUUUAAUAUAAAUAGUAUUUAUCUAGCACUGAAAUGUAUCCUAUAUU
This is a messenger RNA of Frieseomelitta varia, 1809 nucleotides long. It is a transcript of the gene Fam92, whose product is annotated as protein FAM92A. The transcript has 8 exons. Gene Ontology annotation, biological process: cilium assembly. Bases 628 to 1599 code for a protein of 323 amino acids. Lineage: Eukaryota; Metazoa; Arthropoda; Insecta; Hymenoptera; Apidae. The record is from RefSeq and is a predicted model, not a curated record. Gene Ontology annotation, cellular component: ciliary basal body; ciliary transition zone.